This is a messenger RNA of Fusarium redolens, 465 nucleotides long. RefSeq lists its product as uncharacterized. The record is from RefSeq and is a predicted model, not a curated record. NCBI's taxonomy places the organism in Eukaryota, Fungi, Ascomycota, Sordariomycetes, Hypocreales, Nectriaceae. Bases 1 to 465 code for a protein of 154 amino acids. The transcript has a single exon.
AUGGUGUGUCAGCAGACAGCAUCGUGUGUUCUGGCAUCACCGUCAGGGAGCAUCACCAAGCUGGAGCCCUGGGACAUGGUGGGAAUGGGUUUACCUCGGCCCGAUCAAGCCAUCGUCAGUCGAAGGGCAGCAACAGAGCCUGCUGUGUUCGGAUGGUCGAGAAUGAUCUACUGCGAUAAUGGUUCACCCUUUGUGAACAUGAAGCUGAGGAUGGCGGCAGAUAGGCAGGGGAUAAAGAUGGAACUAGGCCCCGACCUCUCAUCGUUCCUGUACUGGUUUGCCAGAACGUGUCGUCCGCCUGGUAAAGAAACAAAUCCAAAGGUGGGCAGCGGAAAGGGAGGGACUCUCGUUAGGUCGCUGACACCAGGUAGUACCCGCGGUCAUGAUCAACCUCAACAGCAGAUACAUCGAGAGCAUUGGUGCAUUCCUGGCCAUGGCGAUGUUGGGAUGGCUGUCGUUCGCUAA